AUGUUUCCCGGUCUCCCCAUCUCUUUCAUAAACUUAUGCCCACCAGCCGCCUUACCUAAGUCGCGCCCCCCCCAGCUUUCCGAAGAGGAGAUCAAGCAGAUGGAGGCUGAGGCCAACUUCUCCAUCCAGCAGGUGGUCGUCUCUGCCGUCCUUCUGUAUCUCUCCCCUUUUGUCAUUGAUGCCGCCUCCAAGGUCCUGUAA
This is a messenger RNA of Colletotrichum lupini, 201 nucleotides long. RefSeq lists its product as uncharacterized. The record is from RefSeq and is a predicted model, not a curated record. The transcript is spliced from 3 exons. The coding region runs from base 1 to 201 and encodes 66 amino acids. Lineage: Eukaryota; Fungi; Ascomycota; Sordariomycetes; Glomerellales; Glomerellaceae.